UGCAGCGGACCGGGUCGGGCGGACCGGGUCGGGCGGACCGGGACGUUCUGCUCGCCCUCUUGGCUCUCUGCGAUGGAAUCCAGUGGAUGACAGCAGCUGAAAACUCCCAGACGGAGGAAGAGGAGGUCGCCUCCAGAGCAUGGGCUGCGUCAAAUCCAAGCGGAGCGCCGCGGCCUCCCAGCACCCCAACUCCACGGAGAGGAAGCCCACGAGCGAGAAGGCCUACCUGGUGGGCGGCUCGGCGGACGGCUCGCCGCAGGUGAACGCGGCGCUGCUGGAGUACGCCCAGCGGCUGUCGGAGGACAUCGUGGCGCGGGCGGUGCAGCAGUGGCUGGAGGUGGACAGCCGCUACAGCGACAUCCCCUACAUCGAGUGCGACGUUCCGUGACGGGAACCUUCAGUCCUUCAGGCCUGGCGGCGGACGAGUCGACGGGAAUCCGGUCCGACUGGACAGGAUUCAUCCUGAAACCUUCCUCCAAACGGACCAACCCGCUCUCAUCCCAACUCUGUGACGAUGAGUCCCAGGAAUCUCAUCUGACCCUUGACCCUAGCCUCUCCCUGGAGCUUCUUUCACUGCCACUGCUUCGCCUUAACCUCUGCCCUCCGCCAGGUGGGCCUUCUGGGCCGCUGACGAUGCGUUCUCCUGAUUGGGAGCUUUGACAGGAUCCGAUUCAUCGGACGAACCGACGAGACGUUUCGGUUUUGGUUGGUUCGUUUUGGCUACGUUCACACAGCAGGCGAAUUCGCUCGAUUCCGAUCUCUCACCAAUUUGUUUGGAAAUAAAUCGGAUUGUUUCCACAGCAUGUCAAUACAUGUGGGAUUUUAUUCGACCUUUACGUCAUUGAGGUGAACGUGCCUCAUAAUUCUGCACCAGAAGAAGAAAGACGUAAAUCUGGACAUAAGCAAUGAAAAUGAUAAUCAUGAACUCAUGAAAGAAUUCUGAGUCAAUCGGAAAACUUUAAAAAAUACAUUUUCAUAGUCGUUUCCAUUAAAUAAAGAAAAUUAAAAUCACAUGAAGAAGACCACUUCCUGUAGUCUUUUUCUUCUUCAUUUCCUGCAGUAGUAACAUGCUAUUGUUGAUCCUGUGUUUCCAUUGCAGUAAAUAUACUAAUGUUGCUAAAACCUUUUUUUGAAAAGCUUGUUUUUUCUAAAUUUCCUUUGAGUGAAUUUAGUUUUUAAUUCCAAUUUGCGUAAUUUUAAGGGAAUGGAACCGCAGCAUCCCAACACUUCGGGUCCGAAUCCACCAAACAAAUACGCAGAAAAAAAAUCGUAUUUUAGCGAAAAGUCGGAACUGAGCCUGAAGACCUGCUGUGAGAACGUGAACAUUGUUCUGCUGUUGAUGCUUUGGUGAUAAACUUCCUCUGGUUGCUUCAGGAAACUCAGCAACCGAAACUCACUGUGCAAAAGUCUGGAGUCAUCAGCCUGAACCCGUCUGCUCCUGGACGGUUUUCAGUUUUUAUUCCGUUUCUUUGGUUAAAUCGAUGAAAAACACCAAAGAAAAAUAAAUUUUAGCUCCAACCAAAACCUGAAAACGAGUUUCAGGAACCGAAAACAUUUCAGUCCGGCCUCAUCAAACAUCCAGACUUUCUGAAACUCUCAAUGUUUCUCUUUGGGUUUUAUGAGCUUUUUUUUAAAGAAACAUAUAAAUUAGGAAAGUUCAGGUCUGGUUAAAUAUGUCGCCCAGUUUGGGUCAAAGUCAGAUCGGGUUUCUGUCGGCGUUCAUCCAGAUUACAAUCUGAGAAACAUUUAUGACUUCAUGGUCAUAAAGACCUAAAAUGAACCAAAGGCCACAGAAGGAGGUUUAAUGUGUUUCUGUGAGGCGUUCAAGUCCCGCGUGUUUAAAACUAAUCAGGUUUCAUUUGGUUUCUCUCCUCUUGUCUGAUCGGCAUCGUGUGAUUUCUGUGUCUCUGGGGAGUUUUAAAGAUCAAUAAUCUUUAUUAAAACUUUCAUCAGAAGCUUUAGGAAAAUGUUUUUCCGUUCGGAUCCAAACUGUCGGCUCAGUUAUUUAAAGUGGAGCAGGAGAAACUGGCCUGAGACCAGCGCAGCUCUAAACGCUCCACAAAUCCAAACGGCUCAAAGCUGCAGGACAAAAACACGUCGAGCUCAUAAAACACAGAAACCAGGUUUUAUUCUACGACCUUUAAUGAAAGGCCAUUAUGUUCGGUUUUGGAAAACUUCAGAUCUUUUUGUUGCCAAGAAAAGAGAAAAAUCAUCUUCAGGAAUCAGUCUGUAGUCAAUAUUUCUGCAGAAACACAAAAUCAGCAGUUUUAGAGCAGCGGUGUCCAAAGUGUGGCGCUGGGGCCUUUCAGAGGCCGGGCGAGGAUCCUGUUCGGACUCGGCUGCUUGGUUCAUGUCGGUUCCUCAAUGUAGCAAAUCACAGAUAUGAGACUAAACUGUUUCAUUUCAUUCCUCAUUUUUGUUCCAAAAGAAAAACAACAGAUGAUAAUUUGUAAUCAAAUCAUAAUUUGCAUUUCUGAAAAAAACCUGCACAGGUGAAGAAGCCAGUGAGUCUGAAGGGAUGGAUUCAGGAACUCAAGGAAAAGUCAAAUCAUUUUAACUGUUGAGAAGAAAAAUGAUGGAGCCAUAAAAAGAAAAAAAGCCAUUUGAGUUUCCAGACGUUUUGCUUGAAGCAGCAAUAAUUUGAGUUUCAAACGAGAAAAACAAAAAAGUUAUUUUAUUCAUUCAUAAAUGUCAGUUUCAGCUCAGAGUGAAAUAUUUUGCUUGGAUGUAAAUAUCUAGUCAGCAACAUUUUGCUUGCAAAUGACAUAUUUCCACGUGCUUAGAGUAACUAAAUAUCCUGGAGGAGCAGCGAUUCCUCUCUCCUCCAGCCUGAACCGUCAGCCUGAAGUCAUGCCUUCAGCCCCAGUGUUUGCUUUAGAGCGGGUCAAAGGUCAGGCUGAGCGCAGGACAAACUGCGCUCAGCUGCAGAGCCUCAGUUUUAGGAAACACUAAAACGUCUUCAGGUGAGACUCACCUGUGAGGACAGAACAGGAAGCUGCCAGCAGGAAGUGAACACAGUUUACAGAUUCACCAACCUGAGGCAGCAAGCCAACCAAAAAAACAAAAUGGCUGCCAGGGCAAGAACACGGGACAAACUCCAGGCACGGCAGCGGCAGAAUGAUGCUUGGGGCUCUGAGCAUCAGGAGAGCUGAGCCUGGAAAACAAACUAAAUACUUUCAAAUGAAAUAUUUAGGAUAUUUAGCUAAAUAUUCAGUUAGCAAACUAAUGUGGUUCAAAGAGUAAAUCUAGAUGUUAACUCACAUUUAUCAAACUAAAUAUUGAGAUCAAGAACUAAAUGUUUAGUAACAACAUUAAACAUUUAGCUUGUUAACUAAUAAUUUAAAAAACUAAAUAUUUAGCUUGUUGCUAAUAAAUCUGAAGCUACAUAUUAAGAUGGCAAACAGAUUUACAGCCCAAACUAAAUGGUGAUGAAAUUAGAUAGCUUAGUUAGCAAGCUAAAUAUAAAACUAAAUGUUUAGCUUGGGGCUAACAGAUCUCAGGCUAAGCUAAAUAUUUAGAGGAGAAACCAUCUGGACAUCAGGGUUACCAAGACGUCAGCCGCUGAAGCUAAUGCUAACAGAAUGCUAUGACUGGUGCAUUUUUCUGUUUUUGAUAAAUAAAAACUGUUUGUGAUUUUAUUUGUUUAUAUUCCAGGAUCCGGUGAGCAGCAGAUGAUCUGCUCUGGUAAUUAAACUUUAAAAUAAGACAUGCAAACGCAUCACUUCCUGUUUUUACCUUGAAAAAAUGUUGAUAAGUAAUAAACUUUUUUAUUGCUUUGUG
Molecule: messenger RNA, 3780 nt
Organism: Poeciliopsis prolifica (blackstripe livebearer)
Lineage: Eukaryota; Metazoa; Chordata; Actinopteri; Cyprinodontiformes; Poeciliidae
Product: small membrane A-kinase anchor protein-like
Exons: 1
Coding region: 140-388 (82 amino acids)
Molecular function (GO): protein kinase A regulatory subunit binding
Source: RefSeq, a predicted model, not a curated record